This is a messenger RNA of Cylicocyclus nassatus, 1368 nucleotides long. Lineage: Eukaryota; Metazoa; Nematoda; Chromadorea; Rhabditida; Strongylidae. The record is from the annotation of a GenBank genome assembly.
CUCAACUCAACUCGUCUAGGCUUACUUCAGUGUAAUGAAUCAACAAGCAUUGAAAAUGAACAAAGGCCCUGAACAGGAUGAAAGAAGAACAAAGAGGAGGUUGGCCGUGGAUAUGGAUAGAGACAUGGAAGAAGAAAAAGACACGAACAAGUCGCUUUCAUGCUGUCGGAGAAAGCAAAAUGUGAAAAGGGUAUCAAGAAGAAGAGCUUCUAGAGGGAAGGGGCGUUCAAGGCGUUCUCGUUCACGCAAAUCUAGGUCCAGGUCGAGAACAAGGCAUAGCAGGAGUAGAAAAGGGCGAAGCAGAAGGCCCAGGCGAUCGCGCAGAAGAAGCAGGAGAAGCAGAAAAAGUGGGAAGCGCGGUAGAAGCAGAAAAAGUCGCAGAAGAUCAAGGAAAUCAAGGAGGAGAAGAGGACGAAGUAGAAAGUCGAGAAGCAGAAGGUUGAGAAGAAGAAAGUCGAGGAGGAGCAGAAGAUCAAAGAGCAGAAAAUCAAGAAGAAGACGAAGAAGACGACGAUCUAAAGCUGAGAUCAUAGCGGAUAAUCGAGAACAAUUGACCAAAUCACAAAGCUUGACUACUCCCAGCGCCAAAACCUUGCCAGAUAAAGAUGCAGCAAUAGCAAAUUUGGAGGCUCCAGUCACUCCGUAUUCACCGAUGAGGAAGGAUAAAAGGACCAGACCGAGCCAAGACGGAGCUAUUCUCAAAGCUGCACAGCCUGUCAUAGAAAGAGAUGUACGAUUCGAACCAAUGCGAUCUCCAGACGAGCGUCCGAAGAAAGAAGACGAUGCUCCGUCGACAGCUAUCGACAUUGAUAGUUCGAUAAAAAGGAGACGCCCGAAACCGCCAGCGUAUCAGGCAGCAACAGAAGCAGCUGUGAGACGAGAACAAGUCAUGCGCCAGAGAGAAGAAGAGAGAUUCAUGAGACCACCUACGGAAGAACCGGCAGUAGAGCAACCUGCUUUUCAACGUGUUCCCGAUAUGGUUCCUAUUGAAGAAGGAAUUGAUCCAGAUUAUCCUGCCCAACGUAUAGUUAUCAGCAAUUUUGUCCGUAAUGGGUGCCAUAUCAAACGUUGGCUAUAUGAAGAUAGUUACCCACUGGACGCUCCAAGGCCUUCAAUUUAUGGUCUGACAGGAAAAGGCAGACAAUAUCCGAAUUGCUGUUGUGGAAGAAGAGGUUUGUGUUAUGGAUGCUGUGGCAGAGGUUCUACGUCAAAGCAAAGAGGUUACAUACAAGAUAAUUACGAAAAUGAUCGCAUUCGAGGAGAAUUACAACGUCUCGAUGUAAUACUGAAGAAUCUCGAAGACUAACAAACUAACACAAGAAAUGCACCUACGUUGUACUUGCAUGAAUAAAGAAAAAAAUAAAACAC